AUGACACAGUGUAAUAAUGUCACAGAGUUUGUCCUCCUUGGCCUCACUCAGGAUCCUGAUGGGCAAAAAGCAUUAUUCAUCUUAUUUUUACUCAGCUACAUGAUGACAAUUGUGGGAAACCUUGCCAUUCUGGUGACUGUUACUGCCAACCCUUCCUUGGUCUCCCCAAUGUACUUCUUCCUUGCCUAUCUGUCACUCAUAGAUACUGCUUAUUCUACUACUAUCUCACCCAAGAUGAUUAUAGACUUGCUCCAUGAAAAAAAGACUAUUUAUUUCCCUGAGUGCAUGAGUCAGCUUUUUGUAGCACACUUUUUUGGUGGUGCUGAGGUGUUCCUUCUGGUGGCAAUGGCCUAUGAUCGCUAUGUGGCCAUCUGUAAGCCACUGCACUAUUCGACCAUCAUGAAUAGACGAGUUUGCAUCCUUCUGUUAUUGGUGCCCUGGGCUGGAGGUUUUGCACACUCUUUUGUUCAAAUUGUCUUUGCAUACAGCCUUCCUUACUGUGGUCCCAAUAUCAUAGACCACUUUGUCUGUGACAUUUACCCAUUGUUGGAACUUGCGUGCACUGAAACCUACUUCAUAGGCCUCAUUGUAGUUGCCAAUGGUGGAGCAAUCUGUAUGGUGGCCUUUAUCUUUCUCCUAAUCUCCUAUGGAAUUAUCCUAAACUCUAUUAAGACUCACAGUCAGGAGGGAAGAUGCAAGGCUCUGUCAACCUGCAGCGCACACAUCACUAUUGUUGUCCUCUUUUUUGUUCCCUGUAUUUUCAUGUAUGUUAGACCUGUUUCCAACUUUCCCAUUGAUAAAUUUGUGACUGUUUUUUAUACAGUUGUCAAAGCUCCUAUGUUGAACCCCUAA
Molecule: messenger RNA, 852 nt
Organism: Castor canadensis (American beaver)
Lineage: Eukaryota; Metazoa; Chordata; Mammalia; Rodentia; Castoridae
Product: olfactory receptor 4A5-like
Biological process (GO): G protein-coupled receptor signaling pathway
Cellular component (GO): membrane
Molecular function (GO): G protein-coupled receptor activity; olfactory receptor activity
Source: RefSeq, a predicted model, not a curated record